CUGGUAGCCGCCCUCCCGGUGAGACGGACUGUGGUCCACAUCAAUAGUCGAGAGGCCGAAUUCAGAGGUGACCAUUGGCACAUUGGCACUCUGCAUAGUGGGCGGGCGUUGCUAUGUAGCAUGUUUGAUUGCGUCUCACAAUAGCGGGGUAUAGCUAAGUUUGUGGCAAAGAAUAGGGAAAGCUGGGCAGUGCAACUAGAACGAAUGAAUGCGUGCAUGAACGUUAGAAAGGGAAUUUCAACUGGGAUUUUUUCCACGGGGACAAGACAAGAGCAGGCCCUCUCGCUCGGCACUGACGACUGCCCCCUCCCCCUCCACACAGAAAUACAGCAGUAGCAUCCGCCUGCGCUGAAGAUGUCGGAUAAUGGGGAAGUGGAGGACAAGCCGCCCGCACCACCCAUGAGGAACACCAGCACCAUGAUCGGAGCCGGGGGCAAAGACGCCGCCCCACUGAACCACGGCUCCAAGCCCCUGCCCCCCAACCCCGAGGACAAGAAGAAGAAGGAACGCUCCAUCCGCUCCAUCCUCACUGGAGGAGGGGACAAGACCAAUAAGAAGAAGGAGCGCCCGGAGAUCUCCCUCCCGUCGGACUUUGAGCACACCAUCCAUGUGGGAUUCGACGCCGUCACUGGAGAGUUCACGGGCAUGCCAGAGCAGUGGGCUCGGCUGCUGCAGACUUCCAACAUCACCAAACUGGAGCAGAAGAAGAACCCGCAGGCCGUUCUGGAUGUUCUCAAGUUCUACGACUCCAAAGAGACAGCCAACAGCCAGAAGUACAUGAGCUUCACAGAUAAAAGCUCAGACAAUUACAACUCCUCGGCAGCCGUGAAUUCCAAGGCGGUGUCAGAAACCCCCGCUGUGGCCACUGUCUCAGAGGACGAUGACGAAGAUGAGGCCACUCCGCCACCUGUGAUCGCCCCCAGACCGGAACACACAAAGUCGAUAUACACGCGCUCGGUAAUUGACCCCCUCCCUCCACCGCCGACCAAAGAUGCCGCCACCUCGCCCAUCUCGCCCCCGUCGGCCGAGAGCAGUAGCCCCACCCCCACCCCCUCCUCCACAACCCCGCGCAGCGCUGACAAGACCCGCAAGAAGACCAAGAUGACCGACGAGGAGAUCCUGGAGAAGCUGCGGAGUAUCGUCAGUGUGGGUGACCCUAAGAAGAAGUACACACGCUUUGAGAAGAUCGGUCAGGGGGCGUCUGGAACAGUUUACACAGCAAUAGACAUUGCCACUGGACAGGAGGUGGCCAUCAAACAGAUGAACCUCCAGCAGCAGCCCAAGAAGGAGCUGAUCAUCAACGAGAUCCUGGUCAUGAGGGAAAACAAGAACCCCAACAUUGUAAAUUACCUGGACAGUUACCUGGUGGGCGAUGAGCUGUGGGUGGUGAUGGAGUACCUGGCUGGAGGCUCACUGACCGACGUGGUGACCGAGACGUGCAUGGACGAGGCACAGAUCGCCGCAGUGUGCCGCGAGUGUCUUCAGGCUCUGGAGUUCCUGCACUCGAACCAGGUGAUCCACAGAGACAUCAAGAGUGACAACAUCCUGCUGGGCAUGGACGGCUCAGUCAAACUCACUGACUUUGGCUUCUGCGCCCAGAUCACCCCUGAGCAGAGCAAGCGCAGCACCAUGGUGGGGACGCCUUACUGGAUGGCGCCGGAGGUGGUGACGCGGAAGGCCUACGGGCCCAAAGUGGACAUCUGGUCUCUGGGCAUCAUGGCCAUCGAGAUGAUCGAGGGAGAGCCGCCCUAUCUCAACGAGAACCCACUCAGGGCGCUGUAUCUCAUAGCAACCAAUGGCACCCCAGAGCUGCAGAACCCAGAGAAGCUGUCGGCGGUGUUCAGAGACUUCCUGAACCGCUGUCUUGAGAUGGACGUCGAGAAGAGAGGCUCUGCUAAGGAGCUUUUACAGCACCAGUUCCUGAAGGUGGCUAAGCCACUGUCCAGUCUCACUCCGCUUAUCCUGGCGGCCAAAGAGGCGGCCAAGAACAACCGUUAAACUCCCUCCCCCCUUCUCUGGAGCACACAACCACCAACACCACCACCCCACCCUCUCUGUCUCCUCCAGCCUCUCUUUCUCUCCCUCUCUCAACCUCUUCCUCUAUCUGUCCAUCAUUGGGGGGUGGGCCCUUGUGUGGAGGUUGUGAGAACGUACCCUUCCUGUGAAUGCCACCUUUGGGGUGUGUGAGGUGGCCAGGCCCUGGAAGGCCACAGCAGAGGCGCAGAGAGAUGACAUCACGGAGACAUGAAGGACCUCGCUGGGGACAUGAAUGGUACUCCAGACCCAAAUGACUUUAAGGGGAGGACUGGCUUGUAACUGGCUUUUACAAACAAAGCAUAUAUCCUCCUGCUUCUCCCCACAUCACUGACUUUCUUUGGGUUCUGGGAUUUCAUUUGAACAUCUCUCUCUCUCUAUCUAUCUGUCAGUCUCUCUCUGGCUCUCUCUUUCUUCCCUUUAAGUUCAUUUUUUUUUGUUUUGUUUUGUUUGCCUGAAUGUCUGUAUGUAAGACCAGAAGUCUAUUUGUCUGUUUUAAUGUACUGUAUUGAAAGUGCUUUUUUGUCAGUUCUGUUUUACUUGCUUUUUUAAAAAAAUGAAAAUACUAUUUUCUUCUGGGUUCGAUUGUAGAAUAGUGGAGCUGGGGAUAUGAUUCUGGUACAGGUCUGUGACCAUUACUUCGUGAAAAUUGUAAAACACUUUCUUGGGAAUGAUUCUGGUACUGAAAUGAAAGUGGUGCGCAUGUCUUUUUAAGAAAAUAAACUAUUGAUUUGGAUAAUAAUACAAAAUGAGAAUAAUAAUAAUCUAAGUUAUGGUACAUGAAGGAUGCCUGUUUAUGAAAUAGAGACCGAGUCAGUUAUGUCAGGUAAUGCAAACGGUUUAAUGUUUUAUCUGACAGACCUGACACCAUCCUUUCCUCUGAAAAUGUGUAUAUUUUCUUUGUUGACUGGCUCAAAGCAGACAGAAAAACAGUUAAAAUUCAUUACAGUCUUUGUAUAGUUUUGAGUGUGAGAAUGUGUGUGUGAGAAUGUGUGUGUGAGAGUGUGUGUGUGUAUGUGUGAGUGUGUGUCAGCAUGCAUUUGUGUGUGUGAGUGUGUGGGGUCACAGAAAUUUAAUAGAAAAUGUUGAUGUUUCCAAACCCAAAUGCUUUAAGCGAGUUUCUUUUUUUAUGUAGCGUUAUUGUACCUUUUGGCCUUAAAAACUGUUUCACAGAAUGCAAGACUGUUUAUUACACGAGUUCACGCUGAGCCUCCUCAUCCUCAUUUGGACUAAUGAACCUAGGAGAUGAAGAGUGGCUUGGCAGGCUUGUGAAAUAAACAGUCUUGUUUAUCCUGUGUACUUGAGCCAUACACUCUCUUGUUUCUAAAGUCAUUUUGAUUCCAGUGAAGAUUCUCAACUGACAUGGGACAAAAUAAACUCUCCGAAGGUUUC
Molecule: messenger RNA, 3426 nt
Organism: Alosa alosa (allis shad)
Lineage: Eukaryota; Metazoa; Chordata; Actinopteri; Clupeiformes; Clupeidae
Gene: pak1
Product: p21 protein (Cdc42/Rac)-activated kinase 1
Exons: 16
Coding region: 355-1998 (547 amino acids)
Biological process (GO): intracellular signal transduction; regulation of actin cytoskeleton organization; regulation of MAPK cascade
Cellular component (GO): cytoplasm
Molecular function (GO): ATP binding; protein serine/threonine kinase activity
Source: RefSeq, a predicted model, not a curated record